AGUACUUUCAUGAACAGAAAUACUGCAGUUCAUCAGAAAUACAACAACAGGUGUCACGGCCAAUCAGCAGAUGAUUUCACUCCUGCAGUUUGUGCAGGGUGCAAUCUUAGAGAAGCACUGAUCAGAGCAGCCUGGUGGGACAUGGACCAGAGGAGCAGAUUAAACCACCUUUAAUCUGGUUCCUAAAGACUAGGUUAUGUUGUUCUCAACAAACGUUCUUGUACCAAGAAUGACAAUGUUUUUUUUAAUCUAAGUUCUUCCAAACUGCAGAUUUAUGACAUAUUUCAUUUACUAUUCAUUUCUAAUUCGAUUUACAUUUAUGUUUGCAUUUAGCAGAUGCUUUUAUCCAAAGCAACUUACAGAGGAGGAGGAACAAUCAAGCAUGUGGUUCUUCUGGGAAUCGAACCUCGUUCUAUAGAUGUCAUGUCCUUGCCCCUUCACCAUCUAAAUUCCCUGGUAAGUGUUUGUGUUCCUUUUCUUUUAGUCCAGUAGUAUUUGAAGGUUAGCAGAACUAAUGUUAUAUUACAGCCAGGGAACUGUCCAGGGGAGUGGUGCUGAAACGGGACUGUCCACGGACUCAGUUAAGACCAGUACUGCACUAAUGUAGGGUUUCUCUAGUAAAGAUGACCUUUAAAAGUAUUUAUACUUCAACCACGCCAACUCCCCACCCUGUAUUAAGCAAAUGAUGAAACGCCAGCAUGGAGAUAUGAGUCAAAAAAAUAAAUAAAAAUAAAUCAAUACAAAGUACAUUUACUGAUUGGCAAAAUAAAAGUAUCAUUGUGUAUUUAUGACCAUUUGGCCAUGACACUGUGGUCAGUGUGAUGGAUACGGUCAACAGUGACACUGUGGUGAGAUGAAUCCAUCUGGACUUUCUCCUCUGGCUGUUGUUCCACCAACAGAGCUGCUGAUCACAGGAUUUAUUUCUGUUUUUGAACCAUUAUCUCUAUAGUCCAUUGAUGGUUGUGUGGUGACAUCUCAUUAAAUCUGUUUUCAUUUGCAUUAUGGCUUUUUGAUCUGCAUCAGGAGGCAAUUAAACAGGUGCAACAAAAGGCAUUAGCAGAGAGUGUAAAAAUGUAUCGUAAAUUGAAUUCCAUAUAUUUGAGUAAACUUUUUUUUUCUUUUUGCAAAUGAUGUCUCUAUAAGAGGAUCCAAAUGAAAUGGGAAAAGAACGAGCCUUGACAAUUAACAUAAGAUUUGUGGAAAUGAUUGCAGGAAGAUUGUACAUGAACUGCGGUUGAAAAUUACUUCUAGAAUUAGUCAUCAAAUAACUACAGAUAAUUACUGCUGUUGGAAUGAAAUGAAAUGAAGUAAAAAUGAAUGCAUCCAGCUUUGCAAACGUCUCCAUCCAAACUGCCCCUGUCAGCUCUGUCUGUCCUGGGGUAAUUAGUGUCAUCACUCUCAGCUGUGAUUCUCUGUUAAUCAGUCUCACUCCUCUCACCUGGUACUCUGGUGGAAAUACCUCUCUCCCUCACCCUCUGUGGGGUCACUGUCGUUGUAUGUGGUCCUGGGGUCCAUGCAUCUCUGCUGUGGUUCCUCUGUUGUUCCUGUACUCCAGUUUGACCAUCUGUGCAGUGGCUGCCUCACCCGCUCGGACCGGGGACCGCCUGGUCUCUGAUCUGGUCUGCGGACUCACCGGUGACUCGACGCGCUCCGGCGGCGUCAGGCUGUGUGCUUCUCGGAUCAGACCCGAACCACUGCGAGGUCUGACGAUGGAGAUGAUGGAGGGCGACGUUAUGGACAAACUGGAGGACAUGUCCUCGGUGUACGACUUCGACCCGUUCACCGGCAACAUUCCUGCCACCAAAGUAGAAAUCACCGUCUCCUGCAGGAAUCUUCUGGAUAAAGACACAUUCUCCAAGUCAGAUCCAUUAUGUGUUCUUUACACCCAAGGAGUGGAAACCAAACAGUGGAGAGAGUUUGGCAGAACAGAGGUGAUAGACAACACCCUUAACCCCGACUUUGUAAGAAAGUACAUCUUGGAUUAUUUUUUUGAAGAGAAGCAGAACCUUCGUUUUGACUUGUAUGACAUGGACUCCAAAAGUCCAGAUCUGUCCAAACACGACUUUCUGGGUCAGAUGUUUUGUACACUCGGAGAAAUUGUUGGAUCACCAGCAAGUCGACUGGAGAAACCACUGGGUGGAAUCCCAGGAAAGAAAUGCGGAACGAUCGUCCUGACUGCAGAGGAGCUUAGCAACUGCCGAGACAGUGGGACAAUGCAGUUCUGUGCCAAUAAGCUGGACAAGAAGGACUUUUUUGGCAAGUCCGACCCUUUCAUGGUCUUUUACCGCAGCAACGAGGACGGAACGUUUACUAUCUGCCAUAAAACAGAAGUGGUGAAAAACACAUUAAACCCAGUCUGGCAGCCUUUCACCAUCCCAGUACGAGCGCUCUGCAACGGGGACUAUGACAGAACAAUCAAGGUUGAGGUGUAUGACUGGGACCGAGAUGGGAGCCAUGAUUUCAUUGGGGACUUUACCACCAGCUACCGAGAGCUCGCCCGAGGGCAAAGCCAGUUUAAUGUCUAUGAGGUGAUUAAUACAAAGAAGAAAAUUAAGAAAAAGAAAUAUGUCAACUCUGGAACUGUGACCCUUCUCUCAUUCUCAGUGGAGUCUGAAUAUACGUUCUUAGAUUACAUCAAAGGCGGGACACAGAUCAAUUUCACCGUUGCCAUCGAUUUCACAGCAUCUAAUGGAAACCCCUCGCAGUCUACAUCUCUGCACUACAUGAAUCCAUACCAGCUCAACGCCUAUGCCAUGGCCCUGAAGGCAGUGGGGGAGAUCAUUCAGGACUACGACAGUGACAAGAUGUUCCCUGCUCUGGGCUUUGGUGCCAAACUGCCCCCUGAUGGCCGGGUGUCACAUGAGUUCCCUCUGAAUGGAAACAUAGAAAACCCAUACUGCAAUGGCAUUGAAGGCAUCUUGGAGGCGUACCAUCAGAGUCUGAAGACGGUGCAGCUGUACGGGCCGACCAACUUCGCUCCUGUGGUCAACCACGUUGCCAGGUAUGCAGCUGCAGUGCAGGACGGCUCUCAGUACUUCGUUCUCCUCAUCAUCACAGACGGCGUCAUUUCAGACAUGGCUCAGACCAAAGAGGCCAUCGUAAAUGGCGCCAAGCUUCCCAUGUCCAUCAUCAUAGUCGGAGUGGGCCAAGCUGAGUUUGACGCUAUGGUGGAGCUGGAUGGUGACGACAUCAGGGUCUCCUCCAGAGGGAAACUGGCAGAGAGAGACAUUGUACAGUUUGUGCCCUUCAGAGAUUACAUGGACCGCACAGGAAACCACGUGUUGAGCAUGGCGAGGCUCGCCAAGGACGUCCUAGCAGAAAUCCCUGACCAGUUCAUCUCGUACAUGAAGAGCCGAGGGAUCAAACCCAACCCUGCACCGCCUCCGUACACACCGCCUGGACACACACACCACCACACACAGAUCUAGACCGCACUCACAGAUCCCACUUCUCACUGAGGACUGAUCGCAUGCAACAGCCGCUCAGAGUCCAGCGGGACGUCUGAAUCUCACGUCCCUGGUGCAAAACAGGAGGCCGUGCUCCAGGACGGGUGUGUGUGUGUUGACUUGGCCACUGGCGCAGCAGUUUGUGUCUGUUUUAUUCUGUGAUCUGUUAAUCAGACUGGUUUCUCUGGGAGAGAGAGGCUGCAGUCUUUUAAUCAACGCCGAGGCAGUGACUGUUUCAAGUCCAAUUUUAAAGCAGGUCGGUUCAAAAAGAUCAUGUCGUGGUUAAAACCUUGUGCCUGUCUGUGGUCGUUUCUCUAAGUAUAUCAGGACAUGUGACCUUUGACCUAAGCCUUGCUUGUCAGUCAUUUCUGUGCCCGUUGCAGUGAUGCUCCAGGCACCGUUCCCCCUUUGGUUUGUAUUAGGGGAAUAUCUCAGUUAUGUGGAGUUUACAGCUUAUUACAAACGAACAUUGAUCAGACUUUUCAUACCGUGAGGUCGUACCUCCUAUCUUUAUUAAGAAAUUAUUAUCAGAGCAUGUUGUGUGAGAACAUUAUUCCCCAUAUGACGUAUAUUUAAUAUUGAAUGUUCUUCAGAGUGGCAUGGAUAUUUGAUAAGACUGUCUUCGACACCAUAACCUUCAACAUUUAUUCUGUUUCUCUGGUUGCACAUGAAAAAAAGCACAACCCAUCUCUGAAAUAAUAACCAGGUUUAUAUUAUUCAAUCAUGUCAAGUGCUGCUAGUCAUUGUGUCUGAACAAAGAACCAAAUUAAUGUAUGCAAGUCAAACAUUUGUGUGUUAAUAACACCAAGACCCUUUUUCUUUUUACGUUCCUUCCACCGACGAUGAAGCACAACAGGAACAUCCAAUUUGCACUUGCAAAAAACUGAUUUAAAUAUAGAAAUAUUUAUUUAAAUGAUUUAAUGAAGAUAAAUAGUAGGUUUGUAGAGGUCACUAAAAUGCAAUAAAAACUCUCAUUUAUCAUUUAUCAUCUUUUCUUAUUAUUCAAGACAAAAGAACAACAAAAGAACUUUCCGUGUUUUUAAUGACCAACUUAUUUCUAUUUGUUUGACUUUAGUAAAUUUAAAUUUAAUAUCUGCCAGACAUUACAGCGAGAUAUGUAUGUUGACCAGUAACAUAUUGCCUCUUUUUUCCAUUUUUAUUUGAAUUUUGUAGAUUUAAUCAUUAUUCAUUGACACAACAACAGCGACAGGUUGACAAUAAAGAACCUGCGGUGUCAUUAAAACCACAAGCUUUUUAGAAAGACAUGUUUGUUUGUUUUUUCAUUCAUCUUAUUCAAAUGUUUAACAUUAAAACAUCUGAAUGAGACCUUAAGCAUCUUUGUCUCCGUCCAAGCUUUAGACCACAGAAAACAUCUGUGUUUUAUGAAUAAUUUUAACUGAGAACCAGAGAACUCUCCAGCUCGUUUUUGUAGGGAUUUUUUAGAUGCAGUAGUGGACUGUUAAUGAGCAGUGACUAUCGUACAGUAGUCUUUACCCCUUCUGGGUAUGUUCACCAUAAUAACAUAAUGGUAAUUUCUAAUGCAACAGUAACAGCCUUUAAUGUUGCAUGCAUUCAAUCUUUUUUCUCAACGUUCAUUAGUUGUGAGAAAAGUUG
Messenger RNA from Cynoglossus semilaevis (tongue sole), 5060 nucleotides. RefSeq names its product copine Vb (gene cpne5b). Gene Ontology annotation, cellular component: plasma membrane. The record is from RefSeq and is a predicted model, not a curated record. Gene Ontology annotation, molecular function: calcium-dependent phospholipid binding. Lineage: Eukaryota; Metazoa; Chordata; Actinopteri; Pleuronectiformes; Cynoglossidae. The transcript has 21 exons. Bases 1314 to 3428 code for a protein of 704 amino acids. Gene Ontology annotation, biological process: cellular response to calcium ion.